Molecule: messenger RNA, 2040 nt
Organism: Aspergillus japonicus CBS 114.51
Lineage: Eukaryota; Fungi; Ascomycota; Eurotiomycetes; Eurotiales; Aspergillaceae
Product: uracil phosphoribosyltransferase
Exons: 2
Coding region: 1-1986 (661 amino acids)
Biological process (GO): dephosphorylation; L-serine biosynthetic process
Cellular component (GO): cytoplasm
Molecular function (GO): magnesium ion binding
Source: RefSeq, a predicted model, not a curated record
AUGACCGACAGUUUCUUUCUGCCACCAAUUGCCAAUGGCAGAUCUGGAGCCCAGAACUCGGCUACGGUCAUUGGUCUAUAUGGUGUGUCCGGCGUGGGCAAAACAUUGCUGCUUAAUCGACUUAGGAGGGAACUGGGUGACGAGUUAUUCACAUAUCAUGAAGGCUCUGCCGUGAUUUCUGGGGUUGUACCCGGUGGACUUGAAGCUUUUCAGUCACUAGAAAAAGAAGAGAAGAACUUCUGGCGCAAACGAGCUAUUGAGAGCAUCAGAGAAUCCUCGAUCGAGUCUGGAAAAACCGCUAUUGUUACCGGUCACCUGAUCUUGUGUUCAGAAAAAGGGACCCACGAAAUUGUUCAUACCGAUAGUGACCUGGAGGUUUUCUCACACAUCUUGUAUCUGGACGAGCCUGCAGACGUGGUUUGGUCUCGGCAUUUGUCCGUGGAAGACAUCUCUCAAUGGCUCAAAGCUGAAAAGUCGCUGUUGCGUCAACUCUGCUACAACAACUGUAUUCUGUUCGCUCUCGUGUCUCCUUGCAAGCUGGAUGCAAUAACAACUCUGCUUAUUGACUUCUAUAAGCACGAUGAAGUCUAUAACUUGAACCUUGCAACAAGAAAAUUGGAUGCUGCCCUUGGAUACUGUCGUGACCAUCUGCCUGAAACCUUUCUUGUGCUUGAUGGAGACAAAACGCUCGCCGCUGACGAUACCGGAGACAUGCUGUGGCGAACACAUUUACCUUCAGUGACCGAUAACCUAACCCCGUUAGAAGCUAUUUUCACCAGCAAGCUGGGCUACUCAUACGCUGCAUUCCGCCAGGUGUCUUUGCUCUACGAGGAGAAAUUUACAAAUGAUGAGUUCGAGAGAAUUUGCUCACAGGUGGCGUCCUCGGUUCGGCUUUAUCCCGAAAUGCUAUCGUUGCUCCAUAAUAUCGAAUCUAAAGCGCAUAUCGGCGCAGUGAUUGUCACCUGUGGACUGCAGCAGGUAUGGACUAGCGUGCUUGAGAAUAGCGGUCUCACUCGAAAAUUUGUCGUCAUCGGAGGUGGUCGUCAUCCGGAUGAUUGCGUUGUUACUCCCAUUGUCAAAGCUGCAAUAGUGGACCAUCUUAAGGAAACUUACUGCAGUUACGUUUGGGCCUUUGGGGACAGCCCACUCGAUCUCGACAUGCUACGCCGAGCUGACGAAGCCAUUGUUGUUGUGGGUGAUCUCCAUACCAGGAGCCGGUCGAUGGAGACCAAAUUAGCCACUGUUAUCGAGCGUCAUAAGUUGCACGCACAUCAACUACUCUUACCCAGUGGGGUGCCAUCACGUCUAGACACAGAAAGGCUCCCCACAAUCACCUUGGAGAAUCUAAGCAGGUCAAUCAAUUUUGAGAUUCUCCACAGCUCCAACACAAAUGCUGCCAAAUUGUUAGCGACACCGAUGCGCGACGCUAGUGUUUGCGGCCCCUUACUUAGGGGAGCGCACAAGCGUGCGGGAUACUACCUUUCAAUGACUCACGUGUCUACUCUCCUUGGCCUUGAGACCACCCAAAUACCUCAUGUGCAAGGAUAUGCCAUAGAUGGCUUUCAACUCCGCCACGAAGCAAAAACAAUAAUAAUAGCGCUGAUGCGAGGAGGUGAACCCAUGGCUCUGGGAGUGAGCGAGGCGUUUCCUAGAGCAAUGUUUCAUCAUGCUAGCUGUGUGGCAGAUAUUGCGCAUGAGCAUCUCAAUGGCAGAGUUACCGCAAUUCUUGUAGACUCAGUUAUUAACACAGGACGUUCUGUUUCGGAGAUGAUUCGGCAUAUUCGGCAGAUCAAUGCAACUCUCCGUAUUGUGGUAGUGGCUGGUGUGGUUCAGAAACAGGCUGUGGCCGCUCGCAGUCCACUAUGCAUGCUUGCGCGCAAGUCGAAUGUUGGGCUUGUUGCCCUUCGCCUUUCAGAGAACAAAUACACCGGCAGAGGAACAACCGAUACAGGAAACCGACUUUUUGGUACGAUGCACCUAGCGUAGAAGAGACACAGCAUGGAUCAUGGGCUUCUUAAGAGCUUCACAUGAUGAUGGUAU